AGCAAAAUAGCUCGUGAUUCAGAUCCGGUGAAAUUCGAAGAAUAUGAUAUAAUUUUAAAAGUUGGAGAGUGCUUAGAGGAACGCGUCAAACAAAGAACUGAAAGAAAUAAAGAUGAUCAACCUUUCUCCUUUAGUGGACAGUCUUUGGAGGAUAUUAGAGGCAAAAGUACUGGAGUAGGAUCUGCAGUUUCAUUCAGUGAUGAUGAGGAUGCCUCUAUGCUCUCCGCCUCAAAGUCUACUGCUGGAAAAGGAAAGAAAGAGUCAUCUCAAUCUUUUAGAUCCUCUCGUGAAGCUUCUGAAGUUGGCAAGACCUCUUCAAGGGGAAGGGGUAGGGGUAGAGGCAGAGGAAGGGCAUCCAAUAGCUUGAAGCAGACAACCCUUGAUGCAUCUCUGGGAUUCCGUCAGUCACAGAGAUCUGCAUCAAUUGCCGCAUCUGCGUCAGUGCGAAGUAUUGCCGCAGAUGAUGAGAAUGUGGAAUCUCCUUCAAGUGAUGAAGAUGCCAAACAGGACACUAACAUUAUUGACGAAAGCUCAGAUGAUGAUAAGACAGUUCAGGCCAAAGGACGCAAAAGGGCUGCUCCAAGGGGAAGGGGUAGAGGUUCAGCAACAGCGGCUAAAAGGGGAAGAAAACCAGAUAGCUCCUCAUCUUCACUUCAAAGGAUGCUCAUGGAUGUUAAUAUAGAUGAUGAUGAUGAUGACAUGACAAAGAAAGAGAAAAGACCUCAACCUCGGGCAACUAGGAAUUAUGGUGCUUUAAGGAGGUGACCGUAACUGGAACUUCUGAUACCAUUUGUUCCAUUCAGGGAUGUUGAUUAUGAUGACCAAAUUUGCGUAGUGAGUUGUAAAUACACUAGUAAGUUACAGAGUGUUUUCGGUUUCAAUUGCAGUGGUUUUUUGUAUUUGUCAUUGUUGAUAUGCGAGAGUAGGUCUCGUUUCUUUGAAGUAUACAUUGAUAUACCGAUGGCUUCAAAAUCUAAUCCAAUUUGGACAUCCAUUUGCUUUAAUGAACAA
Solanum stenotomum is the source of this 1011-nucleotide messenger RNA. RefSeq names its product double-strand break repair protein MRE11-like. The annotation marks the transcript as partial. The transcript is spliced from 6 exons. Gene Ontology annotation, biological process: mitotic G2 DNA damage checkpoint signaling; double-strand break repair via nonhomologous end joining; meiotic DNA double-strand break formation. Gene Ontology annotation, cellular component: Mre11 complex. NCBI's taxonomy places the organism in Eukaryota, Viridiplantae, Streptophyta, Magnoliopsida, Solanales, Solanaceae. The record is from RefSeq and is a predicted model, not a curated record.